AUGGACAGGAAUACCUGUUUAUGGUGGAAGAAUUGCCACAACCUGGGCUUUGCUUUUGUUUAUUCUGUUAUGUUGUUUGGAAGCAGCCGCAAUAUGGAAACUGAUACGCUUAUUAACUGGUGUUGCGAAAGCUUAGUGGCAAGAUUAUCAGGCUCGAUAUUUUAUGCAAAUGGCCUAAUAUCUCUAAUCCUUACAUGGAGGUUCAUCGGUUCUUGGGAUGAUUUAUCACAACAUUGGUUAAGAAAUGAAUUGUCAUCGGGUUUGAAUAUAGCAUCAGAUAAAUAUAUUAAAAGGAAUGUUAUUAUUGUCACCAUAUUUGUUAGCGUAUGUGCAAUUGUGGAACACAUAUUCAGUAUGAUUGCGGCGAUUGGUUUUCGAUGCUGUUCUCUUAAAGAAUGUUUCAAGACAUAUAUUUUAAUAUCACAUGGAUUUUUACUACAAAAUUAUGAAUAUAACUUAUGGUUGGCGAUUCCAAUUUUUGUUUUAAGUAAAUUGGCAACUGUUUUGUGGAAUCUACAAGAUUUGAUCAUAAUAUUGAUGAGUAUGGGCUUAAUAUCUCGAUACGAUAUGUUAAAUAUCUACACUAGAAUGUUAGUUCAACGUGAAUAUCAGAAGACACAGAACUAUAAUAAACUAACGUAUCUACACAUCGAUCAAUGGCGUAAGCUACGACGAGCGUACGCGCGUCAAGCAAACUUAGUGCGCGAGCUAGAAAGACACCUGGGACCAUUAGUUCUACUAUCGAACUUGAAUAACUUGUAUUUCAUCUGUCUACAACUUUAUCUUGGCAUAAGAAUAAUGACGAGAUCAUGGAUAAGUCGUACGUAUUACUUACUAUCUCUGACUUGGCUGCUGUCUCGGGCAUGUGGUGUUGUGUUAGCCGCCGCUGCUAUCAUUUUGCACUCAAAAAAGGCUUUACCUUGUUUAAGAUCUUGCUUGAGUGCGGCUUAUAACGUAGAGGUAAAAAGAUUGAUUACCCAAUUAACAUACGAUAAUGUUUGUUUAACUGGGAUGCAAUUGUUUUCUUUGUCCAGACAAAGUUUACUAGAGGUAGUUGCAACAGUCAUCAAAUACGAGCUAAUAUUAUUGCAAUUUGAUAAAUAA
Molecule: messenger RNA, 1104 nt
Organism: Papilio polytes (common Mormon)
Lineage: Eukaryota; Metazoa; Arthropoda; Insecta; Lepidoptera; Papilionidae
Product: gustatory receptor for sugar taste 64a-like
Exons: 8
Coding region: 1-1104 (367 amino acids)
Biological process (GO): sensory perception of chemical stimulus; detection of chemical stimulus involved in sensory perception of taste
Cellular component (GO): membrane
Molecular function (GO): taste receptor activity
Source: RefSeq, a predicted model, not a curated record